CUCUACUUUUACUUGGGCUUGUGUUUACAUUACCAGUACCCCUUCGGUUUGGGUUCACGCUUGACAUUUUUGGGAAACUUUCCACUACACCUCUUCCAUUUGUGUAUCGCCCAUUGCCGAUCGAGGGUGGCGCUCUGAUGCUGGCGACCUGAUCAUCUACUGAUAUCACGUCAAUCUCGUCUCUACUUCCUUCCCCUCCUCCCCCUCCUUCAUUUGUAACUGUCCCCCAUAUCCUCAUUCCUCCACGCCUCUAAUGGGUAACAAUCCUUCCAAGGGCCCCGCUGGGGAUAGCCCGUUGACUUCGGGCCACUCUACCCAUGUGGGUUCUACGGGUGAUAAGAAAGUGACUCGCCGCCCAUCGCUCAAUGCUCCCUCGGGAACACCAAAAGCUACCGCAGCGGACCCGUCCGCCUCGAAGGAGACUGCAACUGUCCAUUCGACUUCGCAAAAUCAGGCAUCAGUUCAACAGCGUCUUCAAUCGCGCAACGCUACAGAUUCCGCGACACGAAAUGUAUCCGAUCCCAAGAUAACAGAGUCCCGUCACAAAGACAUACACUCUCCCGACCCGUCAAACCCUGUCCAGGUACCAGCCUCACGAGCUAGCGCCAGAACUGAUCACUAUCCAUCUGUAGCGCCUUCUGCUCCUCCCCUCAAUGCCUAUUACAGCGCAUCCGCCCAUCUCCAGCGGCCACCUCGCAUGCCUCUCCCGAUUGGUGAUGCCACAGCGACGCCAGGUUCGCCCUAUCUGAGCUCGCCUCCUUCGGAUCGACUGUUAGAUGACCAUGCAGGUCGAGGAGAUCCCAACCUGCGCGAUACCACCAUCGAAGAUGAUGAAGUUGUGGAUGAGCUUGAGCCGUAUACUAGCAGUGGUGUAGGCAGGCCUGUCCCGAUAACCAUAGAAUGGACAGCGCCUGGAGACAAGGUAUAUGUUACUGGAACAUUUGUCAACUGGGAGAAAAAGUUCCGUUUACACAGAAGUGAAAGUAACCCCGGUGUUAUGUCGACCAAAUUGAAUCUCCGCCCUGGAACCCACCAUCUAAAAUUUAUAGUGGACGGUGAGAUGCGUGCAUCAGACAGUCUUCCUACUGCAGUAGACUUCACCAACCACCUCGUUAAUUACAUCGAAAUAAGCGCCGAUGAUACGAAUCGAUCCCGAAGUGGAAGUGACAAAACAUCUCAAAACAACGUUCCUCCCGGUGUCCAUCCUCCGCAUGUUUUGCCCACCCGAGUAAAGUCAGAGCAGGUCGGAUCCGAAUCAGCUGUGGAAGACAAGCCGGAUGAGCCGGAAGAGAUUCCUCUCGGGGAUUUCCGGGGCAUAGUACCGCAAUUCCUUGUCGACUUAGACAGAGAAGAUGAAACUCAGGAGAGUCCCGCUUAUCAACAAGCUGUUAAUAUCAUUGGCGAUGCACCUACGCCUCCAAGUCUCCCCCUUUUCUUGGGAAAGUCGAUAUUAAACGGUACUACACCGAUGAAGGACGAUAGCAGCGUGCUCAACUACCCCAACCACACUGUUCUAAACCAUCUAGCUACGAGCAGCAUAAAGAAUGGCGUCCUUGCUACCAGUGUAACGACAAGGUAUAAACGGAAGUACGUAACAACUAUCUUGUAUAAGCCAACGGGGGACAUCACAGGAUAAAGGUGAUCCCUUGAGGGGCCAUUGCGCCUCCUCUGUUCGUCCAGGACCGGUACUUGACUCCCUACGACAAGACCCUACUGAACGUUCAUCGCCAAAUGCAUCGCGACCCCAGCCCGUCUCUGAAAUCCCCGAGACAAUGUCUUCUAGCAAAUCCAAAAAUUACUUUGGACCUGGAACUGUCCAUGACUUGAGGUAUCCUCUUUCAUUUUUAUUACUAUUAUUAUUUUAUUAUCGACGAUAAACGCACAUACAUCGGAAUGCCAAGCAUAUAGCCUUUUAGGCACUUGGUAACGGAUUGAGCAUCUGGCCGCAGUUGUUCGACUUUCCAUCUCAUUUACGGCGCUUUGAUUACUAUUACUUUUGGAGUUUCUGGGGAUGCAUAAUUAGCGAUAAGAACUACGUGACAACAUGUCUUGUUCUUUUCCCCUUCAGCUACCCAUGCGACGCAGUCGCAUAUGCAGCAGUGCUUCUUGGCCACGCUUCAAAUGCAUAAUGUGUGCUAGCAUAGAGCGAAUCCAAUACCAUCUGGGGUGAUGUUGGGUCAUCGACGAAUGAAUCAUAUACCACUACUCCUUCCCGG
Aspergillus alliaceus is the source of this 2216-nucleotide messenger RNA. Its product is annotated as putative Snf1 kinase complex beta-subunit Gal83. The transcript is spliced from 3 exons. NCBI's taxonomy places the organism in Eukaryota, Fungi, Ascomycota, Eurotiomycetes, Eurotiales, Aspergillaceae. Gene Ontology annotation, biological process: signal transduction. Gene Ontology annotation, molecular function: protein kinase binding. The coding region runs from base 254 to 1636 and encodes 460 amino acids. Gene Ontology annotation, cellular component: nucleus; cytoplasm; nucleotide-activated protein kinase complex. The record is from RefSeq and is a predicted model, not a curated record.